UCGAUGAAUUGGGAUGGCCAAAGGGACUGGAGAACUCCAGUCGCUGCGAUCGUGCCAGUGCAUGCACGGUGGGGGCGGCCCCCAGCUUACUCCGAGUCCCCUCUCUCCCGUCUCCCAUCAUGAGACCGAAUACGAAAUCGCCUCAGGCGAAGCGGCCGCAUUCGGCUCGCCCCAAGUACGAGCCAGGGAAAGCCAGCUCUCCUAAGAGUCUAGCAAAGGCUCCAGCUCGAAGCCGCACACAAGAAGGUGAGUGCGAAAGCAACACAGGCAAGAGAGAUGGACGCUCUUCCUCUGUUUGCCUUUCCUAUGGCUGCAGCGCCGAAAUCAUCGACCAGUCGUCCACUCAUUGCCAGGCAGAAGUCCGCCACGGGCAGCCGGCAGACUUCUCUCGCUUCGCAUGUGUCCCUCGCCAUCUCCGAGGCGUCAGCUGCUCUCUUGCAAGCCAACACCGCAGCUAAGUCGCCAGUGAAAAGGAAGGAGUCGCUUUCUGGCGAGAAAAAGAAGGGCGCGAGCCGGUCAUCCUCCAAGCAGUCCCUCAGUCGUUCAGGGUCGCUGUCCCCUCGUCUGUUGGAGAGGCGGGAAGAGGCGAUUCGAGUCAGCGUGCGACUUAGACCCCUGAUGGACACCGAAGUAAGGACAGAACAGGAGAGCAUGACUCUUGUCCGAUGGAAUAACUUCCCCUUUUCCCAGCUUCGGUCUGGCCAUCAUUACAUCUGGCGUGUCUCUGAUGGCCAAUUGUGGGUCGAGGGAGGCACUCCGGACAUCCCCAAGUCGGUGUCAGAUCGGGUCAAGGGCGUGCAGUUUGGAUUUGAUCACACUUUCGAGGGCGAUGCGGCGACAUCGGAUGUCUACAAAAAAGUGGCGAAAGGCAUCGUCCAUGACGCCAUUAGAGGUUAGUCAGUUAGCUAAAGGGGUCAGCCAGCACUGCAAAAUGUAUGUUGGAAUCAUUGCCUGCCUGCCUGUCUGCCUGCAGGUAUCAACGGGUGCGUGCUGGCAUACGGCCAGACGGGAGCGGGUAAAACAUACAGGUACCAAAAGCUGUACACCCGAGACAUAGCAGAGCAUCCUUCUUUCGACUUGCAGCAUGUCUGGGGAUGCGUCACAUCCUGGAAUCAUCAGCUGGGCCGUACACGGUAGGACAAAAGGUGACGGCCAGGGAAUUCUCCACGGCCUCCCUGGCGUGUUCUGACUGUCAGAUGUGUUCAACAAGGUGCUGCCCAUCGAUGAGCGAUCGGGUCCUCGCCCCUUUGCUCCCACAAAGAAAAAAGCCAAGAGAGGCACGCCGACAGCGCACCGCAGGCCGUCACGGGACUCUCUUCCUCAUGUAAAAACCGCCGGGCACGCACCUCUCACAGGGUUCCACCUGUCUGCAGGAAUUUCUGCUUCGGAUGACGUAUCUGGAGAUCUAUAUGGAGAGGGUGCACGACCUGCUUCAAGACGGACAGGCCGGAGAGGAUUCGCCGCUUGAGAAUCUGCUGGUUAAAGAGGACCCGUCCAAGGGCUUCUACGUCGCUGGUCUGGCUGAGCGGCUCGUGUCGUCGGAAGGUGAAGUCUACGAGUGGCUUUCCAGGUACGGAAUGCUCUCAUUGCUGUGGGUAGGGGAACUUAAGAGGUGCACAUGGGGAUGUAUCUGUUACACUUUCACAGGGGCGAGCGUAAACGGCACUUUGCGCGAACUGACUUCAAUGAGGUGUCUUCGAGGUCUCAUGUCGUCUUCACGCUCAUCAUCGAGAACUCGCAGAGCUCUGCAGAGGAUGACGACGUCAAGACGACCCGCAUCGGCCGCCUCCACAUGGUCGAUCUCGCCGGCUCGGAGCCGUUUGGUGCCGCAAUCAGCGAAAAGGUGUGCUGUGGUGACAUGUGUCUCGCCUUCCUUCUGCAUGUCUGAUAUCGAUGUGUGUCGUCAGGCCCAGGCCGAAAGCAAGCUGAUCAACAAGAGUCUUUUCUUUCUAAGGUUGGUGGGUGAGUGGCGACAUGCCUUUCGCCGUGGGCCGUGUUCAUGAUGCAUUUUGUUUUCGAUAGUGAGGUGAUUUCGAAGCUUUCUGCGCGAGCCGAAGCCAGCGGGAAGGUGAGAAUAGACAUGCAGCUGGACUAGGCAAAGCCAUGUCUGUGUGUCUCGAUUGGAUUGGCAGGAUCUUGCCGACUCGUUCCACAUCCCAUUUCGAGAGUCCAAGCUGACCCGCAUACUGGCGUCGGCACUGGGAGGCCACUCCCGCUCCGCCCUUCUCGUCGCUCUGCACCCUAGCCACUGUACGCUCGCCACCUACACAAUCUUGUGAUGGAAACAUGGUUUCGCUGUCCUGGUCGGACUGGUUCAGGUUUUCUGGAUGAGUCGCUGAAGUCUUUGAGGUUCGCAGACAAGGCCAAGAAGAUCAAGAGCAGACUGCAGGCCAACUACGUGUCCUACGAGCAGUCCGUCAUCGCUCAGCAGAAACUCACCAUCGCAAAGUACACACAGAGACGUACGCCAUCGCGGAGCUCUGGAUAUGUGUGUCUUUGGCAGGCUUCGUGAAGAACUGCGUCUCCUCCAGAAAUCGCUGCAAUCUGUUCCCCGCUCCACAUCCCUUGACGAGGGCGACGAGUCCUCGCGAUUGAACACCAAAGUCGAAUUGGAAUACCUGCAGGUGCGCCAGGUUUUGUGUCCUCUCAACUCUCUCCCUCUCUCUCUCUCUCCCUGCGUGCCUCAGAGCCAGAUGGAGGCGAAGCUUGAGCGCAUGUCUCGGUUCAUUGUGGGACCCGACAUCCGUCACGAGAGACGGAGGGCGCUCGAUCUCUCACAGGCCACCAUCCAUUCGGGCAUGGGGGUCAGAAACUCUAUCAUCGUCGACCCUACAGUCGACGGGCUCUUCAGAAGGUCAGCAAUACAUAGAAAGCCGAUCAUUUUCUCAUGCGAUGUCCCAUGUUUGCACAGAGCCAGCCAAUUCACGAGAAGUCCUCUGACGGCUGAAGGUGUGCCUGAGGCGCAUGCGACGGCCAUACGUCUGCUCACUACCAUGAACCAGCGCUCCUCUUCGUUCGUCGAGGUGCAUUUGGGGACACGCGCGUCAAUGAACCAGCACCUUGCUCACUCUGUUUUCAUUCCAGAGCCAGAAAGAGCGGUUCCCUUCGCCGCCAGGCAUACUCGUGGAAGAGCAUUCUUCACCACUACGUGCUAACGAGGCUUCUGAGGACACCGAAGUAAUGGCAAUGAAUACAGAAAAUGCCCACCAACAGAUACAAGACGAGCUCUUGCAGACACACCAGCCAGCCGUCUCUCAUCGACCUGAAGCUGGUACGACGAACGAGCGAUCGAAGAUCGCCAACCACAUCGCUGCCUCUGUUGCAGAAACGGCUCAAGGCCAUCGUCCGUCUAUCACCUUUGCUGACGCCGAAGGGCCCGCGGACUUCCUUUCGUCUCAUUCAUCGCGCCGCGCCAUGUUCAGCGACAGGCUAUACAAGCGCCUCAGAACAAGACCGAAGAAGAGACUUUUCCGCAUGCUCAUCCAGCCAGCCGCCAGACCUGAGGCGCCGCCGCCAGCCGAUGACCCCGCCAUACUGCGAGCCCCUCUGAUUCCCCGCCCGCCCUAUCCGGCUGGCCCGCCCCCACCUUUGCCGUCCCUGCCGGCGCCACACGAAGUGUGGGGAAGGGGAGAGGGGGCACCAGUACGGAUGGGAGACGGCAGUGGCAGGAAACGGGUGGCGGAUGGGGAUGGUGGGUAUGAGGCAGAGACUAAUGAUGCGGAGGCCUCCCAGUGGCGCAAGGAGCUGAGAAAGCUCCGAAAGGUGAGAGCGCAGGACGCAUAUCGUUCUUUCUCCACCUAGUCUCUGUUUGUUGCAGGAGCAGAAGGCGACUCUUGAGUUGUUCCGCCAGUUUGGCACUGCAACAAGGGAGCAGAUGCAGGAGCUGCAAGGAGCCAUCAUCAGCAUCAAGGUAACCUCUCCAUCGCAGCGUUUUCGCUACCAUGUCGUGAUUUCGUGCAGGAGCGGAUCGACACAAGACAACCAGAUAGGACACAAGAAGAGCCCACAGCCGCUCGUCGACACGAAGACCAAGUGCUUCAGCCGUGCCCCUCCAUGCCAGCCAUGCGGACUGUGCAGGAGACGCCCGCCGACCUGAAGCAGGAGUCCGUGUCGGUGUGGGGCCCUGUCGUCAGAGCCGUUUCGCACGAGGGGGCAACAGUGGUCUUGGGCAGGCUCAGGUGAGCUCUGAACGGCACAGAAUACCGGUCCAUUGUGCACUGUGCUGAGUGCCUUUGAUUUGGUGAUACAGGCCGCUGGCCUGUCGUCCGCGGCAAUGCGCCCCAGUGCAGCGGUGCCAGAUGCCAUCUGUCGACGACGUACUCUGCCGCCGGUCAGACACUAUCGACUCAGACCCGCCCUCAAUACCAGAAGAGUCUGCCGCACAUCCGCUGACGACUUCGCCACCAAUGCGCGUCGGUAAUAUGGACAGAGGGAGGGGGUUUGGGGUGAGGGUGGGCAAGAUGAGACGAGCGUGCAGACGGACUGUGAAGAGAUCCUGUAUGUAGCGGGUUUGAAUGCUGUGCGUGUGAGAGCGUUAUUUUUCUGUGCCCGCACGUGUGUGGGUGUGUGUGGGGGUGGUGUCUCUGUGUGUGGUGUGUGGUCACUGGUGUGGGGUUGGUUACAUUGAGAGUGGAGGAGGCCUGCCUGUGGAUGUGUGUAUAUAGAGGAAAGGACGUUGUGUUGCUGCGCGGAUAGAAAAUUACACGUUGAAGUGAAUAUCAGCGUUUGUGUCUGUGUCUUCCGUGUGUCCACAUGCAUCAGCAGCUCUGUUCCAUGACACAGCCAGCCAGCCAUCAACCAUACAGACACACAGGAACAAACGAAUCACGGCUGAGGUGAAGUGAAAAACGAC
Vitrella brassicaformis is the source of this 4852-nucleotide messenger RNA. The record is from the annotation of a GenBank genome assembly. NCBI's taxonomy places the organism in Eukaryota, Vitrellaceae.